Molecule: messenger RNA, 3613 nt
Organism: Mus caroli (Ryukyu mouse)
Lineage: Eukaryota; Metazoa; Chordata; Mammalia; Rodentia; Muridae
Gene: Fscb
Product: fibrous sheath CABYR binding protein
Biological process (GO): negative regulation of protein sumoylation
Cellular component (GO): sperm principal piece; sperm fibrous sheath
Molecular function (GO): calcium ion binding
Source: RefSeq, a predicted model, not a curated record
AAGAAAGAUGAUGAAUGAGUAAGGUGGGAUCCAACAGGAGUGUAGUAAAGGAUGGUAUAAUUCAUGAAUUAUUUUUUCUUGAGCUCAAUAAAAAAAGUCAAUGAGCGAAGGGAAAGGUGUAACCAUCUGGUACAUUUAUGAUUCUUAAUGAUUAAUUGAUUGAAGACUGAUAAAUUUGGAUAUCAUCAGUAAUAGAAAUGGAAGAAAGUGAAGAACCUGAAGAGCCUAUAUCAUUAGGAAGGCAGGAAUAUAGAAGGAGAAGACAACCCAGCCAACCAAUGGUAGAUAAGUCCCAGCAAACUGAAAUAACAGAAAAAAGGAAAGCCAUGGCUUCAGUACAACCUCCUGCCCCUAAAGCUACUCAUAGUAUUGGUAAUAUUCCUGGAAGUAAAGACAACUACUCUCGAAAAGAAUAUGAGUCUCUUAGGCUGUCCUCUCAACUUCAGAAAACUUGGAUGAAAAGAAAGCCUGUCCAGGAUAUGACUGACAAAUCUCUUCAGACAGACCCUACUGUGGAAGAAAAACUGGAAGUCAUAUUCAUUGAUAAAACACUUAAACUUGAAGAAAACACAGCUGGUGUUGGAGAAAUAGCUCCUGAAUUGCCACAGAGUAUUCCAGAAGUAGAGAUUCCAACAAGCAGACCCACCAGUCAUUUAAUAGACAGAUCUCAACAGACCAGCUGUACUGGUGACUGGAGUCUGAUAUACAUUUGCCCAAAAGAAAAAGUGGACAAAGAACAACAGACCUACUUCAGUGAGUUAGAAAUUACUAUCAGGUCUAUGCCAGGUAGCUCCGUCACUAAGUCGAAGGAAGGAACAAUUCCUAUUGCACAAGAAGGUCCUUUGGUUGAAAUAAAUGGUUCUGUUGAAAUAGAGGUACUAUCAACUGAAAAACUCCCUGAUGUCAUGAUGUCUUUCACUGAAGGGGAGAUUUCUGGUGAAUUACAGGCUCUAUCAGAUGGUGAGGCCACAGUUAAAGGAGAGCUCAUCUUGACAGAGGAGAUCCCUAUCCAAGCACCAUCUCCAGCUGAAGAGACCUCUGCAGCUGAAACAGCCACUACAACUGCAAAAGACAUUGUGGAUAUACAGGCUCCACCAGCUGAUAAGCUUUCUUCUGUAGAGGCUCCUGCUGAUAUUAGUCCUACAUUAGUGCAAGGGCCUCUUUCAGACAAACCUUCUGUUCAACAGUAUCCUCAAGGAACUUCAGAACUUCCUGUUGAAGAUCUGGUUCCAUUCUCAGAAGAGGUGCUUGAGAAAGUUCAAGCUUUAACAACUGACUCUAUGCUUGAAGACUUGGGAAGAGCAGUGUCUACUAUUGCUGAAGAGACAUCUGGUAAAGUUCAACAUCCUCUGUCUGAAGAGACUUCUAAAGAAGUACCUGCUGAAGUUCAUUUUCCGAUAGCUGCAGACUUUGAAGAAAUUGCUAUUUUAAUAGAUGAGAAAUUUGCUACUGAUGAGGUAUUUGAAGAAUAUAAGCCUCCAAUAAUUGAGGAAGUCUCUGAAGAUAAGGCUACUGCAGAAGUUCUGCCUCCAUCAACUAAACAGGGAACUGUAGAAAACCUGACUGCAGAAGUUCUAUCUACACCAACUGAGGAGGGCCCUACAGAAGUUCCACCUCAAUCAACUGAAGAGGGGCCUGCAGAAGUUCCAUCUCCACUAACUGAAGAGGGGCCUGCAGAAGUUCUACCUGCACCAGCUGAGGAGGCCCCUGUAGAAGUUCUGCUUCCACCAGCAGAGGAGGCCCCUGCAGAAGUUCUGCCUCCACCAGCAGAGGAGGCCCCUGCAGAAGUUCCACCUCCACUAACUGAAGAGGGGCCUGCAGAAGUUCCACCUCCACUAACUGAAGAGGGGCCUGCAGAAGUUCCACCUGCAUUAACUGAAGAGGGCCCUGCAGAAAUUCCACCUUUACCAGCUGAGGAGGCCCCUAAAAAAGUACCACCUUCACCAGCUGAGAAGGGCUCUUUCGAAGUUUCUCCUCCACAAACUGAAGAGGGGCCUGCAGAGGUUCCUCCACCAGCUGAGGAGUCCCCUAUAGAACCUUCAUCAGCUGAGGAGGGCCCUUCAGAAGUUCCACCUCCACCAACUGAAGAGGGACCUCAAGAAGCUCUACCUCCAGCAACUGAGGAGGCCCCUAUAGAAGUUCUACCUCCAGCAACUGAGGAGGCCCCUGUAGAAGUUCUACCUCCAGCAACUGAGGAGGCCCCUGUAGAAGUUCUACCUUCAGAAACUGAGGAGACCCCUGUAGAAAUUCUACCUCCAGCAACUGAGGAGGCCCCUGUGGAAGUUCUACCUCCAGAAACUGAGGAGGCCCCUGUAGAAGUUCUACCUCCAGAAACUGAGGAGGCCCCUGUAGAAGUUCUACCUCCAGCAACUGAGGAGGCCUCUGCAGAAGUUCAACCUCCAGCAGCUGAAGAGGGCCUUGCAGAAGUCCCACAUCCACCAACUGAGGAGAGCUCUACACAUGAUGUUCCCACAGAAGUUCAGCUUCCACAAGCUAAGGAAAGUCCUGAACAGGUCCUACCUUUAUCAGGUGAGUCCACUGCUGAAGAAGCCUUUGCACAAGUUCAGCCUCCAUCCUUUGAGAAGGCUCCUUUAGAAAGUCCUCUAGAAGAAGUUGAGAAGAUCCAUCUAGAUAAUUUAUCAUUUGAAGUGCAACCUCUGCCAACUGAAGACAUUGUAGUAGGUGUAACAGCUGAAUUUCAGACUCUUCCAGCUGAUGAAAAUCCUGCAAGAAAGGACACUGUUGAAACCCAGCCUUCAUCAUUUGAGGGUGCUCCAAUAGCAGAAAACCCUGUUGAAGCUCCACUUCCAGCAGCUGAGGCAGAUACUGGAAUAGAGGAUUCUGCUGUUCAUCCUUUGUCAUUAGCUCCUACAGACGAAGCUCCUGCAGAAAUUCAGAUUCUACAAACUGACAAUAUUCCUACAGAAGUGGCACCAGUUGAAAAUCAGCCUCUACCAGUUGAGGAAGUCUUUCCCAAAGUGGUCUCAGAAGAAGAGGCCACUGCAGCUGAAGUUAGGUCUCCUUUAUCUGAGGGGGCUCCUGCAGAAGAAGCCACUGUGGAAGCACAAUUAACAUCGGUUGAAGAGAGCCCUAAAAAGGCUUCUGUUGAUGUACAGCCUUUACCACCUGAGACCCCUGUAGAAGAGUCUCCUGUUGUUGAUCCGCCUUUAAAAACUGAUGUUGUUACUAUGCAAGAGUUUCAUGUGGAAAAGAUGCCCGCUGAAGAUCCACUUCCACCUUCAGAACAAACCCCUGCAGAUCAGGUUCUACUAAAAGAACAUCGAUUAUCCCAGGUAGCAGACAUCUCAGAGAAAGAAUUAGAGUCUCCUACUUUGACAAGUGAUAAAAUGUCUGAAGGAAUAGAUUCUGUUCCUGAAGAUGUGUCUGGAACCAAGGACGAUCAGAUCUCCACUUUCAAAAUAGAAGGUACCAUUAAAAUAGAGUUAAAGAACUGAGCUAUAGUCAGAUGUUAACUUAAACUAAUAAUUUAAGUGGAUUCUAGAAGGUUAUUCUUUAGAAAAUGAGAUGCUAUCUGGAAGAACUCUUAUGAAUACAUUAAAGUAAAAGAAUACCUAAAAGAUUAAGUGUGCAGGUUGGACAAUGAAUAAAAUCA